Bacillus rossius redtenbacheri is the source of this 1425-nucleotide messenger RNA. RefSeq names its product prostatic acid phosphatase-like. The coding region runs from base 1 to 1419 and encodes 472 amino acids. The transcript has 9 exons. Gene Ontology annotation, biological process: dephosphorylation. Gene Ontology annotation, molecular function: phosphatase activity. NCBI's taxonomy places the organism in Eukaryota, Metazoa, Arthropoda, Insecta, Phasmatodea, Bacillidae. The record is from RefSeq and is a predicted model, not a curated record.
AUGCCCCGUCAGCUACAGCUUCGAUGCUUCGAUGCAAAGAGGCCGGAAGAAGAUCGCUUGGUGAUAAUUUGGGACUGGCUCAUGCCCCUAUUUUGGGGGCCGCCGCCAGGUGAAAGAGAUUUUGUGAGACUGUCUACUAUAGAAGAGUUCGUCGAGAAAAAUCUUCGUUUUCAGAAGUGCAAGGCUGUCGCCGGCGACACCUGCUCCUGUGGCAAGAAGCCAAAUGAAGUGGUAUCUCCUGGACAAUCUCCGAACCACUACGAGCACCGCGUGAGCAAAGUGCACGGGCCACUGUACCGCCACGGCGACCGUGCUCCAUUAAGCUCCUACCCCAACGACCCGUACAACGAUGUGGCGCGCUACUGGCCCAGAGGAUACGGUCAGCUGUCAGAGAUCGGUGAGGAGCAGCACUACAGGCUGGGCUCGUACCUCAGACAGAGAUACUUUGACCUGCUGCCUCUGAUGUACAACUACAACGACACCCACAUCAGGAGCACGGACGUGGACCGCACGCUGGCGAGCGCCCUCUGCAACCUGGCGGGGCUGUACCCGGCGUCCAACACGUCGCGCGUCUGGCCCCACGUCGCCUUCCAGGCCAUCCCGGUGCACACCGAGACCCAGGACCACGACCACCUUCUGAAACCGGCGGACUAUUGUCCCAAGUACCUCAAAGUCCUGUCAUACGUGGAGAGUUCCAAAGAGUACCAGUGCGUCAUGAACCUGACGGCACAGCUUCAGAAGGAGGUGGCAGCUUUUGCUGGGUAUUCGACAUAUACUUCAGAUAUCUACGACAUCCUUUUUAUCGAGGAGCUGUACAACUUGACUCUGCCUAGCUGGGUGUGGUCAUACUACCCAAACCCUUUGAAGAGCCUGUACUUGUUCGACGGAUUCAUCACUUGGGGAUCAACAACCGAACUACAGAGACUGUCUGCAGGUCCCAUGCUGAAAGAGAUCAUCGAGAACAUGCAGCGCAAGAUCAACGGCACGCUCAACCCUGACCGAAGUCUGUACGUGUACUCGACCCACGACGACAACGUGGUCAACACUCUGAUGGCCCUGAAAGUAUUCAACGGCAUAUUGGUUCCGUUCGCAUCUGCGGUGCUCACUGAACUCAGAGCGCUGAACAACAGCUAUUACGUCACUGUGUCGUACAAGAACAGCACGGAGACGGAGCCGUACCUCCUGCAGCUGCCGGGAUGCGACUCCCUGUGCCCUCUGGACCAGUUCGUGGAGCUGACCAAGGAGGUCAUCCCCGACGACCUGGACACCGAGUGCGCCGAGGAAGUGACGGCAGGAACGGAGUACCUCUUCCAGGUCCCCGCCGCCGCUAUCCUGCCGGAGUGGGAGCACUGCUUCCAGAAGCCCAAGUCCGACGACGGCCUGUUCCACUUCCUGUCGGUCAAAACUUCCAGCAAGUAGACGACG